AUGAAUCCGAAUCAGAUGUAUGGGCAACCUAUGCCCAUGCAACCGCCACCUCGCAGGCAUGAUGGCAACUACGCUCCUAUGCCCCCUAAUUAUCCUCAGCAAUACGCGCCAAACUGGUAUAUAUACCAGCAACAGCCUCAGUAUGCGCCGCCCAUGCAUCAGCCCAGGCCUCAUUACUACCAACAGCCGCCUUUACCACAGCAGCACUACCCUCAGAUGCCAAUGUCAGCGCAGCCGCCCAUGUCGCACCCUUCACCUCGGUCCACCAAUACAUCGAGCUCAGCACAUCAACAGCCGCUGCUGACGCCCGUCUCGUCAUCUUCGGCUGCUACACUCCAAGCAACACCGUCGCCUCCUUCCAGUACGACGACCUCCCUCAGCACACGUAAGGAUGUGCCUUCACAACCUCCGUCACCACGACCCCAGCGAGUGCGGUCGCCAUCUAACGACCCUAUACCCGAUUCUGAGCGCUUCUUCCCUCCGACGCCAUGGUACUCUUCUGAUAGCGACGACUUCCCUCCUCCAGCUCCUCGGCAGAAACGCCGCGUUCUGCGAUCGACACUCGCCAGCGAACCUAGAAUGUAUCCUGUCGAGGAAGCCGACCCGGGGGCAGUCGAGUCUGCAGAUACAGCUCCAGAAGAAACACCACCACAAGUUAGCACCGAACGUGAUGAAAAGGCUGAUGUGGGGACAAUCACCCCGACUCCCAUAGCAUCGGACGCGCCAUCAGAAGAUACUUCUACACAACCUACAACACCAGCCUCGAGUGUGCCCACACCAUCUGCAAAGUCUCAGCAGACGCCCACACAGCCAAAAGCUCGUCCAGUCUCCGGCCCAGUCAUUCCCGCUCUGCCACAGAGUCCGACCGCAGUACGACGAGCGCACCGCGACUCUGUUGUUUCUACGCAAUCGAAGGCAUCUGAGGAGCCUACAUUGGCUUCUCAGACCACAGAUUCAACAGCUACUCAUAGUACUGAUGUCGCAACCUCGCAAGAGACUGCGAAUGCUCCAGCACCAGCAGCCCCCAAACCGAAGCCGAGCUCGUGGGCUAGUCUACUGCGUCCGGCUCAGACUGCAAGUGCGGCGCCGUCUGUCGUGUCAGGCUCAUCAUCAGUCAACGGUGGUCUGACGGGCCGAGGCGAGGCGCUGGCUGACGCCUUGAACAACAUGAAUGUCUCGAGUGAUGUACCCAGCAAAAUUUCUUUCAUCCAACCACGUGGGCUCGUCAACACGGGCAACAUGUGUUACAUGAACUCGGUUCUACAAGUUCUUGUGUUUUCACUACCGUUCUAUGAUCUGAUAUCAAAAGUAGCGCAGCGAUCUGCGCAUACCUUCAAAAGCGAUACCCCUUUAAUUGAUGCCAUAAUAUUGUUCAUGCAAGAGUAUCCUGUGCUCGACUCGGCGGCGUCGACCGAGCAACUUCGCUCACGACUGAGGCCGGAUGAUUACGAAAAGUACGGCGACUCCUUCAUUCCUGAGUACGUUUAUUCUGCCAUCAAGGAAAUACCUCGCUUCAAAGAAAUGAGGCGCGGUCAUCAGCAAGAUGCUCAGGAAUUCUUGGGCUUCUUGCUGGAAGAGCUGCACGAGGAGUGCGCAAGAAGUAUGAAGGGCGGUGCAAACAGCAGCUCUGGACGAAGCACGCCGGUUGGUAGCGUCACAGGAGUACCUGACGCAGGUGUUGAUUCUGAAAGCGGUUGGAUGGAGGUUGGCCACAAGCAGAAGCCGGCUGUGACUCGAUCAUCUGGUGGAGUUGCAAACGACUCUCCGAUCACCAACAUUUUCGGCGGCAAGUUGCGCUCGGAGCUCAAGGUCGCUGGCAAUAAGCUGUCAGUGACAUUGGAACCAUACUCACCGCUGCAGCUGGAUAUUGGCAGCCCCGAAGUGAGCAACAUCGUCGACGCAUUGAAAGGGCUUACUAAGCCUGAGAGCAUGCAAGGCGAAUUUCAGACGCCCCGAGGGCAGAGAAACUCUGCUACCAAGCAAGUGUUUAUCGAAACACUGCCGCCAGUGCUGAUCUUGCACCUCAAACGUUUCCAAUACGACAACACAACGAAGCGUGCAGAGAAAAUCUGGAAGAAAGUCGGUUAUCCUUUAGACCUGGAAAUACCCAAAGAAGUCUUCACCGUAAGUGCACGCAAUAAGUAUGCUGCACACGGCGGACUACCGAAAUACCGGUUGACGGCAGUCAUAUACCACCAUGGCAAGAACGCUAAUGGCGGCCACUACACGGUCGACAUCCGUCGUCAAGACGGUAAGGAAUGGAUUCGACUGGAUGAUACUCUCAUACGGCGGAUCCGCAGCGAGGAUGUUGCGGAGGGCGGCAGCGAAGAGGAUCCUAAGGUCCUCGCUGCUGCGCUUGAGCGACACAAACAGGGUAACGGCAGCAGCAAUCGCUUUGAGCAGAUUGAGCAGGAUGAUGAAGAGCGUGAGACUGAGACAAAAGCGUGGAGUCAAGUCAAUGGGCACUCGCGCACCAAGUCAACUAUGAGCGCCGUGGUCAAUGGUACGGCAACGCCUGCUAAGAGCUCCGGGCCGCAGACACCACGGGAGAAGUUUUCGGUCAAGGACAACAAGGUGGCGUAUCUCCUGGUCUAUCAGCGUCUUACAGCCUGA
Messenger RNA from Cyphellophora attinorum, 2613 nucleotides. Its product is annotated as putative ubiquitin carboxyl-terminal hydrolase 3. Gene Ontology annotation, cellular component: nucleus; cytosol. Gene Ontology annotation, molecular function: cysteine-type deubiquitinase activity; cysteine-type endopeptidase activity. Bases 1 to 2613 code for a protein of 870 amino acids. The transcript has 5 exons. Lineage: Eukaryota; Fungi; Ascomycota; Eurotiomycetes; Chaetothyriales; Cyphellophoraceae. The record is from RefSeq and is a predicted model, not a curated record. Gene Ontology annotation, biological process: protein deubiquitination.